Knipowitschia caucasica is the source of this 582-nucleotide messenger RNA. The record is from the annotation of a GenBank genome assembly. Lineage: Eukaryota; Metazoa; Chordata; Actinopteri; Gobiiformes; Gobiidae.
AUGAUCAGUAACAGUCUGUUUGAUUCAAGAGGCAAGGAGCUUGUGCUCAAAACUAUAGAGUCUAGCACCAGCCGUCCUCCUGCUCCGUCCACACUGCCCACUGCUCCUCCAACCUCUCCCACCAUCAGAGCCUCUUCCUCUGGGCUUCUUGUUCCUCUGCUCUGUUCCAUCCUGGGCCCGCUGCUGCUGCUGCUGCUGCUGCUGCUGCUGUUGUGGGUCAAAUACUGCAAACGCAAACCCAAUGAAAAGAAUGUGCAGAGUCCAGUUUAUUCAUCUGUGAAAACUGAAGAAAUCCAGUACUCUUCAGUCAACAUCAAGACUCGAGGAAAAGGUCGUGUCAGACGCACAGAAAAAGAGAAUGUGCAGAGUCCAGUUUAUUCUUCUGUAAAAACUGAAGAAAUCCAGUACUCUUCAGUCAACAUCAAGACUCGAGGAAAAGGUCGUGUCAGACACACAGAAAAAGAGGAGAAUCCAGUUUAUUCCUCGGUGAAAACUCAAGAUGUGUGCCAUUCCCCCAUCAUCAUCAAUGAGACUGGAGAUGCAGCCUCCUGGACCAAGGGAAGAAAGACAGAAACUAAAUGA